Arachis duranensis is the source of this 492-nucleotide messenger RNA. Its product is annotated as zinc finger A20 and AN1 domain-containing stress-associated protein 3. The record is from RefSeq and is a predicted model, not a curated record. Bases 1 to 492 code for a protein of 163 amino acids. Lineage: Eukaryota; Viridiplantae; Streptophyta; Magnoliopsida; Fabales; Fabaceae. Gene Ontology annotation, molecular function: zinc ion binding; DNA binding. The transcript has a single exon.
AUGGCGGAAGAACACAGAUGCCAAGCACCGCGCCUCUGCGCCAACAACUGCGGAUUCUUCGGCAGCGCCGCCACGCAGAACCUCUGCUCCAAGUGUUACCGCGAUCUCCAGCUCAAGGAGCAACAAUCCUCCUCCGCCAAGCUCGUUCUCAACCAAUCCUUGGUUCCGCCAUCUCCGUCACCCGCCGCCGUUGCUCAGCCGUCUUCCUCUUCGUUUCCGCCAGCUGCAGCGAUCGAUUCGUCAUCUUCGGCGGUAGAUGCUGUGGAUCAGCCACGCGCGGAGGCGGCGAAACCAGUUCUGCAGAACCGGUGCAUGACGUGCAAGAGGCGCGUGGGGCUCACGGGGUUCAAGUGCCGGUGCGGGUUGACGCUGUGCGGGGUCCACCGGUAUCCUGAGCAGCAUGGUUGUGAGUUCGAUUUCAAGGGAUUAGGGAGGGAUCAGAUCGCGAAGGCGAAUCCCGUCAUCAAGGCUGAGAAGCUUGACAAGAUCUGA